CGCUCUUCGACAACGAGGACAUGUAUGAGAUUGUGAAGAAUUUUGUUGUGUGCCACAUUGAUGCUCCAGGACAAGAGGAGGGGGCUGCUGUCUAUCCUGCUGGGUACCAAUACCCGUCACUUGAUCAACUGUCUGAAACCAUCCCAUGUGUGCUGCAAUACCUGAAUUUCCCCAGCAUUAUUGGGAUUGGUGUUGGUGCUGGUGCGUACGUCUUAGCCCGAUACACGGUAAAUGACAUUCAUUGUCUCUUAGAGUCAGGAAUAGCACAGUUAAAGGGAACCUGUCACCAGUUUUAUGUGAUCAGUGGGGAUCUCAUCACUCAGAUCCCCGCAGUCAAAUCCUUUGAUAUGUUGCUAUGA
Messenger RNA from Bufo gargarizans (Asiatic toad), 359 nucleotides. RefSeq names its product protein NDRG2-like. Gene Ontology annotation, cellular component: cytoplasm. The coding region runs from base 21 to 359 and encodes 112 amino acids. Gene Ontology annotation, biological process: signal transduction. The transcript is spliced from 4 exons. Lineage: Eukaryota; Metazoa; Chordata; Amphibia; Anura; Bufonidae. The record is from RefSeq and is a predicted model, not a curated record.